Molecule: messenger RNA, 7189 nt
Organism: Oryzias melastigma (Indian medaka)
Lineage: Eukaryota; Metazoa; Chordata; Actinopteri; Beloniformes; Adrianichthyidae
Gene: neo1a
Product: neogenin 1a
Exons: 29
Coding region: 725-5239 (1504 amino acids)
Biological process (GO): cell-cell adhesion
Cellular component (GO): membrane
Molecular function (GO): protein binding
Source: RefSeq, a predicted model, not a curated record
UCUGAGAAUGAUUGUCAAACUGAGGGCGUGACCGGGUCAUAACAGUGUGGUUCGACGUUGGAAGGCUCAGUGAAACCUGCUGCUGCGCCCGGAAGUCCCACACCACAUUUUAGCGUUCGCCUUCAGCGCAGCAGCAGCAGACAGCCACGAUCCAAACUUCCGCGGGACUCCGCGCCCUGUUUUCCGUGGAGCCGGUGGAGAUCCAGCCCUUCAACACGCCGCUCUCUUACGUCCCGUCCGUGAGCAGUGAUCUGGUCUCGGCGGAGAUUUCUCCUGCUGCUCGGAUCUUAUCCCUUUCUUUUUUUUCUUCUUUUUUCCUCCCCUCUCUCCUCUCCCCCUCCGCAGAUCUGGUUUGCGCCUCGUAAUCGCAGCUGCGUGUCCGGAGCGCGGCUGCGUAAACGUGCGUAAAGCCGUCCAGAGGCUGCGCCUCCGUGGCAAUGGAUUGAUUUCAGCGUGUUUUCCUUCCAGCUCCCCUUCGACCAAGUUGAGAUAACUGUCCAAACGUGCGGCUCCCACUCUCCUCCUCCAGCUACAUGUUGGAUCCGGACAGUUUUCAGAGUACGGGGCUCCGGAUGGUUCUGCGCGUUUGGGUACUUUGAACUUUUCCCUCCUUUGUGCAUUGGCAGGAGGCGGCUGGGGAUUGUUUAAAAAAAGAAAAAGGAUCUAUAUGUUAGCGUCUGCCCCUGGAUUCUUGAAGGCUGCAAAGAUUCGUUUGUGAAAAGUGAUGGCCGAGCGGGGAGCUCUGUGGCUCCUCUGUCUCCUCUGUCUCACCUUUCUCCGCACGGACUGCGCCGCCGCAAAGCAUGUCGACAAAGGUUCUGCAGCACACCCCUUCAGCCCCUUCUGGUUCACGGUGGAGCCCCAGGACACGCUGGCCGUCCGCGGAAACCCCGCACUGCUCAACUGUUCGGCCCACAGCGACGGGGCCACGCCGGCACGCAUCACGUGGAAGAAGGACGGCACUUUUAUGAGCCUGGUUUCAGACGAGAGGCGGCGCAUACUUCCUGACGGCUCGCUGUUCUUCAGCCACAUCACCCACUCAAAGCACAACAAGCCAGACGAGGGCAUCUACCAGUGUGUUGCCACGAUCGACAACCUGGGCUCCAUUUCCAGCCGCACAGCACGGCUCUCUGUAGCAGGGUCGCCCAGGUUCUCCAGCCAGCCUUCAGCAGCCACUGUGCAUGUGGGGGACAGCCAGGUGUUGGCGUGUGAAGUCAACUCUGACCUGGUGCAGUUCACCCACUGGGAGAGGGACCGGCGGCCGCUGGAGCCCAGCGCCCGGAUGAUCCAGCUACCAAGCGGAGCUUUGGUCAUCAGCAACGCCUCGGAGGCCGACGCUGGUCUGUAUCGCUGUGUGGUGGAAAAUGUAGGCCCAGCCAAAGCGAGCGAUGAGGCGCAGCUCCAAACAGUGCCAGAAACGGGAGAAGAGAGGAAGUUGGAGUUUCUGGUGCAGCCAACUUCUGUAACCAAAGUGAUGGGUUCCACUGUACUGCUGCCGUGCGCCGCCACCGGUUACCCAGUGCCGCACAUCCACUGGAUGGUUGGAGACAAGCUGUUGGAAGAAAGUGAGGGGCGCAUUAAAGUCGUGGGCGGUGGAAGUCUCCAGAUCACCGAUCUGGUGGAGGAGGAUGCCGGCGUUUACACCUGUGUGGCGGAAAAUUCCAACAGCACCGCCACUUCCCAGGCUGAGCUCACCGUUCAAGUUCCUCCAAAGUUCAUCAAACGGCCAGCCAACACCUAUGCACAUGAGUCCAUGGACAUCGUCUUCGAGUGUGACGUUUCCGGCUCUCCUGCUCCCACCGUCAAAUGGGUGAAGAACGGAGAUGCUGUUAUCCCCAGUGACUACUUCAAGAUAAUCAAGGAGCACAAUCUACAGGUUCUGGGUCUGGUCAAGUCAGAUGAAGGUUUCUACCAGUGUCUGGCAGAAAAUGAUGCAGGCAACAUCCAGUCCAGCGCCCAGCUCAUCAUACUGGAUCACGACUUAGCCCUGCCCUCCUUCCCUCCUCCCCCCUCACUGACUCCUAACACUACUGACCAUGUAACGCCAGGCUCCGGAGGCGUGAGCGGCGGCGCGGCCAGCCCCACCCCCUCCGCCCCCCGGGAUGUGGUGGCGUCGCUGGUCUCCACCCGCUUCGUCAAGCUGACCUGGCGGCAGCCCGCCGAGCCGCACGGGGAGCUGCUGACCUACUCCGUCUUCUACAGCCAGGACGGCGCGAGCAGGGAGCGGGUGGUCAACACCAGCCGUCCCGGCGACAUGCUGGUCACCAUCCAGAACCUCAUGCCGGACACCAGGUACCGCUUUCGGGUCGUGGCGCACAACAUCAACGGGCCUGGCGAGAGCUCGGCGGUGCUCAAAGUGCCCACCCAGGCCGAAGUUCAAGUGCCGGGCCCAGCUCCCAACCUGCAGGCUGUGUCCAACACCCCCACCUCAGUGUCUCUCAGCUGGGACAAACCCCUCACCGGAAACGGAGACAUCCUCAGCUACAAGCUGUACUACACAGACAGAACCGUCGGGAGCGAACAGGAUGUUGACGUUGAUGGUCAAGCUUACACCAUGAGCGGGCUGAAGAAGAACACCGAGUACAGCUUCCGUGUGGUGGCCAACAACAAGCACGGCUCGGGCGUCUCCACUGAGGACGUCAUCGUCCGCACGCUGUCUGACAGUCCAAGCGCUCCUCCUCAGAACCUCACACUGGAAGUUCAGAAUUCAAAGAGCAUCAUGCUUCGGUGGCAGCCCCCACCCCUCAGCGGCCAGAAUGGAGAGAUCAUCAGCUACAAGAUCCGAUACCGGAAAGGAUCCCGGAAGAGCGAAUCUGCGGUUAUCACUGCCGGCACCGAGCUGUACAAACUCAUCGAAGGUCUGGACCCUGGAACGGAGUACUCCUUCAGAGUGUCAGCCAUCACGGUGAACGGCACAGGACCGAACACCGAAUGGACGACAGCAGAGACGUUUGAAAGCGAUCUUGAUGAGUCCAGAGUUCCGGACCAGCCCAGCUCCCUGCACGUCCGUCCACUGGUCAACAGUAUCGUGGUGAGCUGGACGCCCCCCGAGAACCAGGACAUCGUUGUGCGCGGGUACAGCAUCGGCUACGGCAUCGGAAGUCCACAUUCUCAGACCAUCAAAGUGGACUACAAGCAGCGCUACUACACCAUCGAGAACCUCAAUCCCAGCUCCCAGUACGUGAUCACACUGAAGGCCUUCAACAAUGUGGGUGAGGGGAUCCCAGUGUACGAGAGUACUGCCACCAGAGCCCAGUCAGACCCUGAUGUUGACUUGUACGAACUGUUCCCUGCUCCAUACACCCCAGUACCAGACCAUACUCCCAUGAUGCCUCCCGUGGGUGUCCAGGCAUCCGUGCUAACCCACGACACCAUCAAGGUGACCUGGGCAGACAACACUCUGCCGAAGAACCAGAAGAUCACCGACAACCGCUUCUACACGGUGCGAUGGAAGACCAACAUUCCUGCCAACACCAAAGUGAAGAUGGCCAACACCUCCAGCCUGAGCCACAUCGUGACGGGUCUGAAGCCCAACACUCUGUACGAAUUCUCCGUCAUGUUGACCAAAGGCCGGCGCGCCAGCACCUGGAGCAUGACCGCGCAGGGCACCACCUUCGAGUCCAUUCCCAGCUCUCCUCCAAAAGAUGUGACUGUGGUGAGCAAAGAGAACAAGCCUCGCACCAUUAUUGUCAACUGGCAGCCUCCUUCUGAAGCCAACGGGAAAAUCACAGGAUACAUCAUCUACUAUAGCACAGAUGUAAAUGCUGAGGUCCACGACUGGGUUAUUGAACCGGUGGUGGGGAACCGCCUCACACACCAGAUCCAGGAGCUGACUCUGGACACCACCUAUUACUUCAAGAUCCAGGCCCGGAACUCGAAAGGCAUGGGCCCCAUGUCCGACGCCGUCCUCUUCCGCACUCCGAAGGCUGAGUCCUCUGACAAAAUGGCUAAUGACCAAGCCUCAAAUUUACCACCAAAGCUGCCGGGCAAUCAUCCCCCACCGGAUCCUGGAACUCCACUGGGUGUUGGGAGUGGUGAAAACCACAUCCUGGUCAUCGUCAUCAUCGUAUCAGUCGGAGCCUUCACCAUCAUCGUGGUGGUCGUGGGAGCGUUCCUGUGCACUCGUCGCACCACGUCCCACCAGAAAAAGAAACGAGCCGCCUCGAAGUCCUCGAAUGGCUCCCACAAGUACAAGGGAAACUCCAAGGACUUGAAGCCGCCCGACCUUUGGAUUCACCACGAGAGGCUGGAACUGAAACCCAUGGACAAGUCGCCGGACCCCAACCCGGUCAUGACCGAGACGCCCAUCCCCCGCACCUCCCAAGACAUCACACCUGCUGACAGCGGCCUUGAGAGUAACCCCCACCUGCAGCAGAGGCGGAACUCCUACCGUGGCCACGAGUCAGAGGACAGCAUGUCUACUCUAGCAGGCCGACGAGGGAUGAGGCCUAAAAUGAUGAUGCCCUUUGAUGCGCAGCCCCCUCAGCCUGUGAUUAGUGCUCAUCCUAUCCAUUCGCUUGAUAACCAUCAUCACCAUUAUCACAUGGGCAGCCUGGCAUCACCAACACGCAGCUACCUCUAUCAUCCGGGCAGCGGGCAUUCGCGCUCACACACCUGCGCCACCCCCAUAUCCCAUUUAGAGAGGGUGGACUCUACAGAGUCGGUGAGGAACACCCCCAGUACAGAGCCCCUCCCACCCGCUACGGCCUCCUCUCAGGUCUCCUGCCCCUCUGAGAUCCUGGCUGACCCCGAGGGCAGCUACCACGGCUCCUCCACCACAGACGAGGAGCCCAGCUACUCCAGCAACCUGCCCCCGCACCGCUCGGCCCACCCGCACGCUCACGCCCACCCGCUCAAGAGCUUCGCCGUGCCUGCAAUCCCCGUCUCCAGCCAUCCAUCAUACGAGUCUCCUGCUCUGCCGAGCACGCCCCUGCUCGCCCAGACCGGGCCUCCCACUCACCCCCACGUUGUGAAAACAGCUUCCAUCGGAACACUAGGACGGACACGAACGCCGAUGAUAGUCACCGUCCCCAACGCGCCCCCUGAAGUGCCAGAAACCAGCAAGAUGCUUGAGGAUGUAGACAGCGUGCUUGCUUCCCUCCCCCCAUGCCCCUCGCCUGCCCCCCGCAGUAACCCUGUUCCUCUCCCUCAGAGCUACGAGCCCGAUGAGCUCACAGAGGAAAUGGCCCACCUGGAAGGCCUGAUGAAGGACCUGAACGCCAUCACCACAGCCCCAUGAUCACUGAUGCAACGUGCAGGCUCAGACACGCCCUCUCUGCCAUUCACACAAACACACACACAAAUACACAACCAAACCUUGCAGAACCAGAGGCCAGUGGACACAGAAACCGGCUUGUUGUGCUGGCAGAAGCUCUGGCGUCCCCACUGCAGACAAAAGAAGCAAACCUCCAGACUGAAACUUUUUUUCAAACCCCCACCCUUGCUCAGUCUCAGGAAGGAGAUUGCCAUGAGAGGGAAGGAAACGUGGGAAGCUUUACAGCAUAUGAAGAAACUUUUACAUUUCGGUCGCCUUUUAACCGGAAGAUUGUGAAUUUUUGGGGUGUUUUUUUUCUCUCAGCAAAAAUUUGUACAGUUGGUGUUUGAGCCGAACACUCGCUCAAAGACGGUCGAGUCGGUGUCACGACAAGAGGAGGACGUCCAAAAAUUGGCUGGUUUUGAUGUUGGUGCUCGUGCAGCACAGUCUACACACAGUGUUUGUUUGAUUAGUGUUUCCUUUGUGCAUCUUGUAUAUCUAUUGGGCCAUUUCAGUGAAGUGAACAUUGGAUUCAGCCCCUUUACAAUCCUACAUUAUUUUUUUGUAUUAUUAUUUUCGCCUCGUCCUCUUGUGUCAUAUAUUUGCCAUGACUUUAUAUUGUUUUCUAUGUUGUAUUAUUUUUUUACACACAUAUCCUUAUGAACGUGUACAUAUGUUUUAUUUUUUAUGCUGCCUCAUGAUUUUGACAUUUCCCAUAGUUCCUUUUAUUAUUAAUAUUGUUAUUUUGUGGGAUUUCAAUCGAGCUCCGUUUUCAUGAGAAGCCCGACGCGGUUCUAGAGAACAUUUCAUCGUCCUCUUUGUACGCUCUUCAGCCUUUUGUGUUUGUAGUGGGAGCUCCGUUCUGAAAGCCUUACCAACGUGUUUGUACGUCGGACUGUGGAGAACAACUCUGCGCCCCCUCCCCAGGCCAGGAUACCUCGGACUCAGGACGCCAACCCCUCCCCAACCUUUCCUAAAAGAACAAAUCAAUCAGUCACAAGUUUUAUAUAAAAAAGUUGAUUGUAUAUUUGGGAAAAAAAUAAAUACACAGCAUUUUUUUAUUAUUUUCCGGCUGUUUUUCUGCUGAACAAUGUGGACAUUUUGCCCCAGCAGAAAGACGUUUUCAGUUCUUUUCCAUCAGAUUUAGAAAUCAUAAACGCAAAAACGUUGGCCUUUUGAAGGAGACUCCCAGAAUUCCCUUUGGUUUUUACAUGAAAAGUUUUGUAUGAAGAAAAAUCAAGACACUCAUUCUGUACACAAAAUGUCUGCUGUAAAAAAAAGGAAAAUAAAGGUUCAUCUGAGAAAAUAGUUUUUCAUGACCCUUUUACCCAAAGAUAUUUGUCAUUAGCAAUCAUGGUUAUUUGCUCCACUUUUGUGAAUGCCAUGUUUCUCAUUAAUGUACAUUGUCAUGAAUGUGAGUACAACUGUGUAAGAGAUUUUAAUGAUGGAGACGUACAAGCAAACACUUUUGUUGGGCAGAUGAGAAGAACACAGAUGGGAGCGAGAGGACUGGACUCCGUUUGGGAAACGACCUUUUGAGUUGUGAACAGUUGAACAUUUAUUGCACUUUUUCACAGUUUUUGGAAAGUACAUUUCUUACAUAUCUUGUGUUUUAAAUAUCAAAAGCUGUGUGUGUAAUGUAGUGUGCUAGGUAAGCAGCAGGCAGCUGGUCUUGUUAUUAUUGUUUUUAUUUUUUUUGCUUUGGAGAUGAUAUGAAUCCAGCAGUCCGGAUGUUUUACUCUGCAGUUCAUGAUGACGAAUUCUGUUGUUCUGCUUGUUCAUGUACAGAGUUUCUUUGCUUUCUGUAGAAAAAAAAACAACAAAAUGUGGCUUUUUAAAAAAAUGUUGAAAAUGUUUUGAAAAAAAAAAGUUUUUUAUUGGUGCUCCUAUACAUUAUGUAUACAAACUAUCAUGAAUACUAACAAAGUAAAUGUU